AUGUCACGCCUUCAGGUCCGCUCUUUCUCCAGCUCCGUUUCCUCAUGCGCCAACGAGCUGCUGAACGAACUCCACGACCAUCUUGGCUUCGGGACACUCAGGCCAGAGCUCGCGCACCAACUGUUCGACGAAAUGCUGCACCAACCUGUCACAGUAUCAGUACAUGCACUCAACGACUUAUUUGCUGCCCUCGCGCGUGCGCCGGCCUCACCUGCCUGCACCGAUGGCCCUGCCCUCGCCAUUGAUCUCUUCAACCGCAUGGCCCGAGCAGGCCGUCGCCAGGUGCUAGCACCCUCCAUGUACACCUACAACAUACUAAUUGAGUGUUGCCACCGAGCAUGCCGCCCAGACCUAGGGCCUGCCUUCUUCGGCCGCCUCCUCAAGACAGGCAUCAAGACGGAUGUCGUUACCUACAGCAGCUUACUCAAGUGCCUCUGUGACAUGAAGCGAAUGGAGGACGCUUUGGGCGUGCUGCUCCACAGGAUGCCCGACGACCUGCCUAAUGUCAUCUCCUACUCAGUAAUUCUCAAGAGUUUCUGCGACAGUGGUAGGAGCCAGCUUGCACUUGACUUGCUCCGGAUGAUGGCCGAAAAAGGAUCUGACCACUCUCCCAGCGUGGUGUUAUACAGCUUGGUAAUCGAUGGCUUCUUGAAGGAGGACCUAGGGCUUGCCUUCUUCGGCCGCCUACUCAAGACAGGCAUCAAGACGAAUGCCAUUACCUACAGCAGCUUACUCAAGUGCCUCUGUGACAUGAAGCGCACGGAGGAGGCUUUGGGCGUGCUGCUCCACAGGAUGCCCGACGACCUGCCUAAUGCCAUCUCCUACUCAGUAAUUCUCAAGAGUUUCUGCGACAGUGGUAGGAGCCAGCUUGUGCUUGACUUGCUCCGGAUGAUGGCCGAAAAAGGAUCUGACCACUCUCCCAGCGUGGUGUCAUACAGCUUGGUAAUCGAUGGCUUCUUUAAGGAGGGUGAAAUAAGCAAAGCAUGCAAUCUGCUCCAUGAAAUGAUGCAGCAGGGCUUGAUCCAAGGAUAUUCAACUUUGGGCCAGUUGAAAGAAGUCGCUAGGCUGUUGAAAGCAAUGAGAAGCCAAGGCAGUAUGCCAGGCGUUGUUAUUUGCAGCUCAGUCAUGGACUACCUUUGCAAGCAUGGAAGAAUCAAAGAUGCCGAGGAAAUAUUUUACUCCAUGGCCGUGAAUGGCCGAAAACCAGAUAUAGUCUCAUACACUAUUAUGCUCCACGGGUACGCUAUAGAAGGAUCCCUUGUUAAAAUGAUUGAUCUCUGUGAGCUGAUGGCAAGAGAUGGAGUUGUACCCGACCUCCGUUGUUUCAACAUACUGAUUAAUGCAUAUGCUAAGUAUGGCAUGAUGGAUGUGGCCAUGCUUUUCCUUGAAGACAUGUUGAAGCAGGGUGUGAAGCCUAAUGAAUUCACUUAUUUAACUGUGAUAUCUGCAUUUUGCAAGAUGGGCAGGAUGGAUGAUGCGAUGGAAAAAUUCAGUGAGAUGAUUGAUAUGGGAGUACCAGUUGACACCGAAGUUUACAUGUGCAUGGUUGAGGGUUAUUUUAAUCAUGGUGAUUCCAUGAAAGCCGAGAAAUUUAUUACCAAAAUGAAGAACAGGGAUAUUCAUCAUAAGCUGCGGAAAGUUGGAUAUAUUGCCUAG
Triticum turgidum subsp. durum (durum wheat) is the source of this 1656-nucleotide messenger RNA. The record is from the annotation of a GenBank genome assembly. Lineage: Eukaryota; Viridiplantae; Streptophyta; Magnoliopsida; Poales; Poaceae.